CCGUACCCAAAAUUGUCCAAUCGAUCAUAGCUCCAUCUAGUAGAAUUAGAAAUAAGCUCAAUCGUCGAAUUUAAUUUAGUUCAUUUUUCUUUAAAUGUAAACAAAAUGAUUCAAAGACAGUUAACAAUUAGUGAAAAAAUUAAUCUUCUCAAUGAUUAUAGUGAAUUUGGAUUGAAUUAUGUGAAAAAUAAAUAUAAGGUAUCAAUCAAAACAAUUAAACGAUAUAAAAAUAACGAGGAAAAUAUAAGAAAAUCAUCAAAAAAUAAAACUAAGUUCAAACAGUAAGUUAAUCAUUGAAAAUUAAUCAACAACAAAUUCUAAUAAUUUUUUUUAUUGAUAGUGUUGGAGUUGAAAAGAAAGUUAAAGAUCAUGAUGAUGAGCUAAUUAAAGUACUAAAAGAAUAUCGAGAUGAAGGUUUUCCCAUAGGUGGCUGGUUAAUCAAGAAAGAAGGGAAAUUAAUUGGUGAUAAUCAAGGUAGAUUCGAGUUACAGUGUAGCAAUAUGUGGUUACGUAAAUUUUGCUUGAGAAAUAAUUUAAAGUUUGGUAAUCUUUCUGGUGAAUCAAAUGAUGUUGAUACAAAUACUGUUGAUCAAUAUCGAGUUAAUAUUCAACCAUUAAUGAGACUUUAUUGUGAUGAUCAAAUUUUUAAUGUUGAUGAAACAUCACUUUUUUAUAAAUUGUUACCAUCUAAAUCAUAUUUCUUCUCGAAAACAGAGCAUUUUGGAGGUAAAUUAUGUAAAGAAAGAGUAACAUUGAUGUUGUGUUGUUCUAGAUCAGGUAACAAAGAAUUACCUGUAAUUGUUGGUAACUCUAAAAAUCCUCGUUGGUUAAGAGAUAAUGAUUUAAACAAUUACGAAUUUGAUUAUGAUUCAUCUUCAUCAGCUUGGGUAACAUCACAAUUAUUUCAACGAUGGUUGAAUAAAUUACAUGAAAAUUUAGAAGAAAAAAAUUCAAAUAUUUUACUAAUUCUUGAUAACUUCAAUGGUCAUCAUGUUAAUCAGUCUGAUUAUCCAAGAAUUAAAUUUGAAUUUUUGCCACCCAAUACAACUAGUCACCUCCAACCCCUUGAUUGUGGUAUCAUAAAAUCAUUUAAAUCAAAAUUUGCUUCUAAUUUAAUCAAUCACGUUUAUAAUGAGUUCAAAGGCGGGAAAAAAAUUGAUCAAAUUAAAAAAGAAAUUAAAUUAAAUGUAGCAAUCAAAUGGGUAUGUAAGUCCUGGUAUGAAGUUCAAAAUGAGACGAUUGUUAAUUGUUGGAGAAAAUCAGGUUUGAUUCAAGUAAAUCAAGUUGAUGAGCUUAUUGUUGAAGAAAAUAUUGACCAAAUUGUAACUAAUUUAACUAAUUUAAGUAUUUAUAUUCCUGAUUUGCCAACUCAUGUUGAAUUUUUACAACAAUUAAGUAUAAAUGAUUCUCUAUUUUCUACCUUUGAUGAAUUAAAUUAAGUUUUUCGAAAAAAAUAUUUGAUCGAUUUUUACUAAUUUCAA
Messenger RNA from Panonychus citri (citrus red mite), 1481 nucleotides. RefSeq names its product tigger transposable element-derived protein 6-like. Gene Ontology annotation, molecular function: DNA binding. The record is from RefSeq and is a predicted model, not a curated record. Gene Ontology annotation, cellular component: nucleus. NCBI's taxonomy places the organism in Eukaryota, Metazoa, Arthropoda, Arachnida, Trombidiformes, Tetranychidae. The transcript has a single exon. Bases 501 to 1439 code for a protein of 312 amino acids.